AUGUUUCGCCGGGCACGCCUCAGCGUGAAGCCGAACGUCAAGCCUGGUAUAGGCUCCAGGGGGUCCACCACUUCCACCGCCCAACGUGGAGCAGAGGUUCCCAGGCUGCCAGAGCCUGCAACUGCGUCUGCUCCGAAUCCAGCGGAGCCUACGGAUGUGCCCCUCGUGGAUUUUGGGAGAACAGAACCCCAAGAAAAGGCUUCUAGGAGCAGUGAUGAAAAGACUGAUGGUAAAAACAAUGUUGAAAAACCCAGUAAGCCUUCAGCUGCUGUUUCACAGAGAAGAAAGCGAGUAUCAAGUACUUCUAGCUUGGAUAAACCUAGCAUCAGCGUUUCUUCAGAACCUCAUCCCUUACCUGCUGUUAAUCAAGAAAUUCCACAACCAAACCCUAUGCCAACAAAAGAGAAACAACCGUGCUCAGACAGAUACCGAAUAUAUAAAGCACAGAAGCUGAGAGAAAUGUUAAAAGAAGAAUUGAGAAAAGAGAAGAAGCAAUGGAAAAACAAAUAUGCUAUAAAUGAAAGUCAGAAGCCACCAGAUCGUUCAAAAAUGACUAUGAGAGACUUCAUAUAUUACCUGCCAAAUAACAAUCCAAUGAUCUCUUCACUGGAACAAGAAAAGAAAACUGAAAAAUCAUCGACACCAGUCCAGACAAGAGAGCUGGAAAGUAAGACUACUCCUGAUGCUGAAGAAAAUGAAGAAAUUGAAGAAGAGUCUGAUGACGGACCAUUGCUGGUUCCUCGAGUAAAAGUGGCAGAAGAUGGUUCUAUUAUUUUGGAUGAGGAAAGUUUAACUGUAGAAGUUUUAAGAACAAAAGGUCCCUGUGUUGUUGAGGAAAAUGACCCCAUAUUUGAGCGUGGUUCUACAACUACAUAUUCCAGCUUCAGGAAGAACUAUUACUCUAAACCAUGGUCAAAUAAAGAAACAGAUAUGUUCUUUUUAGCUAUCAGCAUGGUGGGAACUGACUUUUCUAUGAUUGGACAACUUUUUCCUCACAGAGCAAGGAUAGAAAUUAAGAAUAAAUUUAAACGUGAAGAGAAAGCAAAUGGAUGGAGAAUAGACAAAGCAUUUCAAGAAAAGCGCCCUUUUGACUUCGAUUUUUUUGCUCAUUUGCUUCAGAAAGUUCUUGCCGAAGAAGAGAAAAGAAAACAAAAAUCAGUUAAAAAUCACAAUUCAAAGGAGAAGAAAUCUUCCAAACCACGGAAAAAAGUAAAAGGGAAAAAAGUUGUCAGUAAAGAAGUGAAUGAUGGUCCAAAUGAAUCUAUGAGUACUCAUGUUUCAGACAGAGAAGGGCUUCAAAAGGAUGUUCAGACAGUUGAAGAACAACAGCCAUCUCUGGCUUUCUCAGAACAGGAUUCAGGACAGAUUACAUUAGAAUCAGAUUUAAAUCAAAAGAAAAGGCAAAGGAGAAAUCAAAAUGAAACUGAUGAACAAGUAAGAAACCUUUCGGGAAGCGCCACUGUUCAGUCAAGCCAUUCCAAAGGAGGAAAACACAAAAGUAAAUGUGAAUCUUUAAGGCCAGAGGUAAAUGAUAGUGAAUGCAAUAGGGAACAGAAGCUUUCCUGCUUACAGGACACAGAUGACAUUGUGGACUUACUGUCCAGUGAAAAAGUUGAGAAAAGAACUGACCCCAUCCUUUCAUCAAGUAAUCAACAAGAUGCCACGGUAGCAACUGAGUGUUCAGAAUCGAGCACUUCGAAUUUGCCUUCUUCAGAAGUUGGAGCUAGAACAUUGUCUGAAGUGAACAAUGCUGAGAGUAGGUGUACAAAAGAAAGAAAUGUUGACCUAAAAAAUAAGUUACUAGAAACUGAUCAAACAGAAAAUAUUAAACCUAUUGUGAGAGGACGAUUCCAGAGACCUAAACCCAAUUUAUCAAGAGCAGUUGGGAAGAAACCAGUUAUUUCACAAGGUAAAACAGAUUCAGAAAACAAGAGUUCACAUCCAGAAACUUCAGUUGAAAAGCCUCACAUGGAAAAGGAUAAAAUGAAUAAAAUGGACAGUUUGGGAAUGGAGAAUUCAGAGAAAGAGAACACAGAAGCUGAGACCAUAUCUAAGGAAAAAAUUUGUCUCCAGGAAGAUACUCAACUAAAGGCUUUCCGACAUUCACGACUAAUGAGGGGCCAAUUGCGAAGGCCAAAGCCAAAUGUAGGUAAAGUUGCUGAAAGAAAAGAAAUUCUGACAUCAGAGGAAAAAAUUGAGCCCAGUGAAGAAAAGAAGGAAAAUGAAUCCUGUAUCGAUAGAGAUAUUCCUGAGCAAAUGGAAGAUCAGUCAUAUAAAAAUUAUGAUUGUGGAGAUACUACAUCACAGCCUGAGAAUGAAGAUGCAUCUUUUCAAAAUGUGCAACCACAAGAGCCCAAGAUGCUUUAUGAAUGUCUAAGCGUUCAAGAGAAUAAUGAAGCAAAUAUAGUCAAACAAGCCCCAAUUGUAAGGACUCAGUUUCAGAAACCAAAACCAAAUAUAAGAAGAGGAACUGGAAGAAGAGAAUUGUCCUUAAGGGAAGAGGUACCAGAGAACAUUAUUGCCUCUGGCGAAAAGGAGUCAGCUUUGAAAGAAAUUGCAAGGCUACCACAUGAGAAGGUACUAGUGGAGGCUAAUACUACUAAGGAAAUGGAUAAAGAUUUAAAAGACACUAUAGAGAAUGUACCAGAAAUGAUUAACAUUGCUGUGGACAUGGAAUCUGGUUUCAAAGAGACUGGAAGAGUGAUUUCCCCAAAGGAGAACGUAUCAGAAGUGGUUGAUGUUCUAGAGGAAAUAGAGACAGAUUUGGAAGAAACUGGAAGAGAAAUAUCCCCACGGGAAAAGACCUCAGAGGAGGUUAAGACUGUAAGUGAAGAGGAGAAAUGUUUGAAAAAAACUAGAAGAGAGACUUCCCGAAGGAAGAAGAUACCAAAAAUGAUUGUUGCCUCUGAGGAAAGGGAACCAUCUUUUGAAGAAACUGGAAGAGAAAUAUCUCCACAGGAAAAGGCCUCAGAGGAGGUCAAAACUGUAGGUGAAAUUAAGAAAAGUUUGAAAAAAACUGAAAGAGAGAUUUCUCGAAGGAAGAAGAUACCAGAAAUGAUUGUUGCCUCUGAAGAAAGAGAACCAGAUUUGGAAGAGACUGGAAGAGAAAUAUCCCCACAGGAAAAGGCCUUAGAGAAGGUCAAAACUGUAGGUGAAAUGAAGAAAAGUUUGAAAAAAACUGAAAGAGAGAUUUCUCAAAGGAAUAAGAUACCAGAAAUGAUUGUUGCCUCUGAGAAAAGAAAACCAGAUUUGGAAGAGACUGGAGGAGAAAUAUCCCCACAGGAAAAGGCCUCAGAGGAGGUCAAAACUGUAGGUGAAAUAAAGAAAAGUUUGAAAAAAACUGAAAGAGAAAUUUUCCCAAGGAGGAAGGUACCAGAAAUGAUUGCUGCCUCUGAGGAAAUAGAGCAAGAUCUGGAAGAAACUGGAAGAGGAAAAACAUCCCCACGAGAAAAGGCUCCAGAAGAGGUCAAGACUGUGGGUGAAGUGGAGACAGGUUUGGAAGAAUCUAGAGUAGAGGUUUCCCCAGGGAAGAAGAUACCAGAGAUGACUGUUGCCUCUGAGGAAAGAGAGACACAUUUGGAAGAAACUGGAAGAGGAGAAAUAUCCCCAUGGGAAAAGGCCCCAGAGGAGGUUAAGAUAGUAGGUAAAGUAGAGACAGAUUUGGAAGAAACUGAAGGAGAAAUUUCUCCAAGGGAAAAGGUACUAGAAGAGGUCAGUGCCAUAGAAGAAAGGGAGAUUGAUUUGAAAGAAACUGGAAAAGAAAACAUUUUCCUGAUGGACAAGUUAUCAGGAAAGAUGACCAUUUUUGAGGAAAUGGAGGAUUUGAAAGACACUGGAGCAGAAAUUUUCUUGAGAGAAAGAGGAUCAGAAGAGAUGAGUGCUACUGAGGAAACAGUAGCAGACUUGAAAAAUACUGCAAAAAUAGAUACUGCUCCAAGGAAAAGUGAACCAGAGGAGGAUGGUAGCUCAAGACAAACCGAGACAAAUUUAAUACAGAGCAGUAGUGAUCACUGCAGCCAUAUGCCUCCACCGGAUAUACAAAACAUUAGCAGUGACAUGCUCUUGACACUGCAUACAUCUGUAGAAGAAGAAAGAAAUUCUGAAAAGGAAGUAUCAAGUCAGUUAAGUGAGUCAAAGACUUCUUUACAGACUUCUGAAGUUGGUAUAACAGAAGACCAAGGGAUACAGUCUCCAGAUGGCCCAGAGCAGUUUUCAUAUACUAAUUUAAGCAAAUCUCUUCCUCAAGAACAGAAUCCAUUUGAAGUUAAAACAGCACCUUUUGUGAGAAGUCGAUUCAAAAGACCAAAACCAAACUUAGCAAGAGCAGCUUUAAGGAGAGAGAAUACAGACACAGGAAAAUACAUACCUGAGAAGAAAUUGGAAACUGAUAAAAUGGAGACUCUUACGAUACAACAAAACAGUGAAGAAACUAAUAACCACCCUUCUCAAGAUGAUGUGGGUUCCUUAAUGACACCAAGAGAAAGAGUUGAAUCAGGUCACAAGGAGGAAAAGGAUGUGAUAUCACCAUGUAUACAGACUGAAAAUAGCGUUUCAUAUUCUCACUCUGGUGAACCAAAAGAAGAGUCCCAGUUUAUGCAAGCCCAGGAAAAUGACCUAGUUGCUUCUGCAGGGGCUUGUAAUAUAAACACCUUCCAAGAAGAAAUGAAAGACAGUGGUAUCCAAGCUCAACCAAUGAGGCGCCGACUUCAGAGACCCAGACCAAACAUAAGAAAGAUUGAGAAGAGGCAAUUAGUAGAAAAAGGUGACACUAAAGACAUAAUUAAGGAAGAAAAACCAGUGUUAUCAACAGAUGGAACUGAAAAAUUCCUUGCUGUGCCAAAUUCCCAAAUUGGAACUGAAAUCGAAGUUGUGUCGACUAAAGUUUCCGAGUGCAGAAUCAAUGAAAAUCAGAGUCAUGUGGUUCUUGUAGAAAACCUUCAUGUUAACAAACUUAAUAUUUUAGAUGAAAAGAUAAGGUACGAGCAUAAAACUUAUGCUCCUAGUCCAACCCAGUUGGUAAGAAGGCAAUCUCAGAAGGCUAAGCCAAAUUUGAGAAUGGCGCACAGCAAAAGAAAGGAACCAGAACCAGAAAAAGACAUGGCAGAUCAUAGUGAGGCAAGAAAGCCAGAAGGUAAUUUGCUGCAGCAAGGAGAUUCUGACAUCCAGUUCCUUCCUAAAAAAAAGACCAAGCUUCUGACAUCUCUGGAGAUUUCAGCAAGAAAAGAUUAUAUAGGUCCUAAAGAACCUGUCUUAGCCAAAAAAGAUGCUCAGUCUGAAGAACUUGGACCAUUGGGAAGUGCUACAAAGGAAACUUCGGGGGAUAAUUCUGUGUCUUCAAUUAUUAAAGAGCAGUAUCUCAGUAAACCGGCAAGCUGUCCACGAUUAUUGAAAGAACCAAAUUACUCCAAAAUUGCACUAGAUCGAAGAACAGCUAUCUCUUCUGCCUCUGAAUGUGAGAUAGGUCACAAUGAAAGGAAAAUUCAUCGAAAGAGCAAACCAAAUGUCACCAAAGGGCGUGCAUCAAAGCGAAAUCGGGGCAAGAGCUCUAAGAAAGAACCUAGAGCUUCAAAGUCUGUGCUGGUGACUCUUCGGGCUUCCCAGGAAGAAGAAGAUGAUGAUGAUGAAGAUUUUGCAUCUGACUAUGAGGAAGAAAGCUAUCAUCUUGCUCCAGAAGAAGUAAACAAAGCUCCGGUCUUUGUACCCCUUGGUCUUAGAUCUCCUGAACCUGUUGCUACACAGAUUGAGGAAACAAUGGAAGAGCUUGAAAUAACUGUGAAUGUCCCAGAUACCACAUGCAUAGAUACUGUUGAACAUCAUUUCUCAAACACAGAUGUUACUACUCAGGAGAUGAAACAAGAAGAAAAUUUGAGUGCAUUAUCAAUUACACACUCAGAGUUCCCGCCCUUGCGGCCUCACAGCACUAAAGAUUGGCUCCAAGGCAAAAAAUCCCGGGAGUGCGGUUUCUUCCCUCUCCUUGUUCCAUCUGCCCGCAGUGCUGACGAAAUGACCACGGGUGAACAUAACCAAGAUGAAACAGGUACCAACGAUGGAAGCACCGAAGCUGCCAUAGCUUUACUUACAAUGGGAGAUCUAGUGUUGCAGUCAGAGAUCAGUACUGAACAGGGUGAUGGAAUAGGUGUACUUCCUGAGGUUCAUUCAAAGGAUAACAUUCAUAUACCUUCUAGCCCAGGUGAUAGAAAGCACAGCAUUACUCAUGAAUGUCAGGAGCUUUCUUUGCCUGUCAUUAGUGUGUCUCCUGCUUCAUUAGAAGAAAACAAGAUUGUAUUGGAGGAACAAAGUACUACUAGAGAAGAAAGUGGUUUAAUGGAAAAAGUAAAGGAAAAUGCUGUACCAGCUAGGAAUACAGUUUCUAAAGUGACCAAUAAUUUGAGAAUAAGAAGUAGAUUUCCCAAGCCUAAGCCAAAUCUCACAAGGAUUUUAGGGACCAAAAGGCUUGUUGCUCAUCGUGAAGUUCCCAGUUUGUUUGUAACUAAAGGUCAAGAAGUGGAAAUUCAGACAGAAACUGAGAAAAAUAUCAUCAAAGAAACAGACUCAGAAGAUAAAAACCUUGGAUCCAUUAUAACAGCAGAGAAAAAGGAGCAGAGCAAAUUGGCUUGUGCACAUGGUAUGGAAGGAACCAGAAUUUCACAAGAAGCAAACCUAACUGAAAGAAAUGAAAGCCAAGAAGAGAGAUCUGAAGAGGUUCAGAGAUUGUCAGUGGUUUCUGCAGAGACAGUACCCCACCUGCUUGGUCUGGAUAGGGGUCUUGGUGAGCCCCUGACAGAGCGUUCCAUUGAGGACAGUGUGCUUACACUUCGUGAGCCAGAGUGUCCCCCAACUAGUAUGUCAGAAGUCCAACAAGAGAAUGUAAUCAGUCCUCAAGACAUAGCAGUGAAUCUGGUUGCUAAUGUACAUCAAGAUGGAGAGGAUGAGCAAGCAUUCAUCUUAACUCUGGUGGAAAUCCCAACCAAUGCAGUAGAAGAGUUUACUAAUACUGCUACACAGUUAAUGCCAAACCCUUUCCUGCCAGCACCCAUAUUGGUUAAAUCAGUGAAUAAAGAAGAAAGGGGUGACAUGAGUAUGAGCUUUCCAGUAACUUCAAUUGGUCAAGAUAACAUAUGUUUAUAUAAUUCUGGAAGAGAUGAUUCUGAAAAUCCUGCUGCUGAUUUGGAUUUUAUAUCUAGGAAGAGAGUCCAUUGCAGGCUUGAAGACAGUAACUGUGUUUCUCCUGCAAAAAAAUGUUCACUCACUUCCAGACAUGAUUAUCGGGAAUAUACCUCUGAGGUAUGUUCAAAGGAAUUAAUAAAUGUUUUUGAGGAAACAGGGGAGCCUUACAAGGAACAAAAUAUUUUUCCUACCUCAGGAAGCACAAAUAUAACUCCAGAUCCUCAGAAAGAACAACUUGAACCAACUUUGCAGAAUAUAGGAACUACAUUUCUUGACAAAACAGAUACACAAAAAGAAAGGAGCACACCUCAGUCACCUCAGGAUGGGAUGAUUGUGUUGGAUAAAGAAGAAAGAACUAUUGCUGCUUCUAAAUCUGAACAAGUGGAUAGCAGAACAUCAUCUUUGAAAACCCCCCUAUCCAGACCUGGCCGAAGACCACUGGGAUUUUUGUCUUUAAUUUGUUCAAAGAAUAGUUUGGAGUCUGAACCUACUCAAGUUCAUAGUAAGAAGCGUCUAAAACCCGUAAUACCUGUAUCAAGGAAGAAUUUGAAAAGAUCUAAUCCACCUAAGGAAAACCAGAAAAAACCCCAAGAGUCCUCUGAUCCACUUGCAUCUUCAAGUGUUGUUAAUACUCAGUCUGAGAAUACUGACAGUCUAACAGCUCAGGUUCCUUGUGAUCUGCCCUUACUGAAAGAAGAAUGCAAAAGUAGCCAAAACCAGACAUCUGAAGAGGAGCUAACCACCAUCUCUGAAUAUUUCUUUAAUGAUAUAUUUAUUGAAGUGGAUGAAACAGAAUAA
Molecule: messenger RNA, 7965 nt
Organism: Orycteropus afer afer
Lineage: Eukaryota; Metazoa; Chordata; Mammalia; Tubulidentata; Orycteropodidae
Gene: BDP1
Product: B double prime 1, subunit of RNA polymerase III transcription initiation factor IIIB
Exons: 41
Coding region: 1-7965 (2654 amino acids)
Biological process (GO): RNA polymerase III preinitiation complex assembly
Cellular component (GO): transcription factor TFIIIB complex
Molecular function (GO): TFIIIC-class transcription factor complex binding
Source: RefSeq, a predicted model, not a curated record